Molecule: messenger RNA, 783 nt
Organism: Adineta ricciae
Lineage: Eukaryota; Metazoa; Rotifera; Eurotatoria; Adinetida; Adinetidae
Source: the annotation of a GenBank genome assembly
AUGACGGUUGACGAUCAUGUUCGGUUUGAAUAUCUUGGCAAUACUCCAUCGUCCGAUGUGCCGAGGUUCUUUCUAAUUUUCCUGUCAUUAGUGAUUCAUGCAAUAUUCUUUGCUAUGCUACCGAAUACAUUGACACCGUUGAAAAAAAGUUAUAUUGUUUCGACAUUACACGCGGUUGUAUGUGUGAUUAGUGUGGUGAACUUCUUUGCGAAGUAUUCUGCUAAUUUCACACAGAUCAAUCGCAUUGAUGGUGGAGGAGUUUAUGGAACCGGUGAUGAAAUUAUGGCUUAUAGUAUCGCUUAUUCACUCGGUUAUUUUAUCUAUGAUUUAUUAUUAAUGUUAUACGAGGAAUCCGUGCGAACACCAACUGCUCUGGUUCACCAUGUUAUUGUUUUAAUUGGACUCACUUCAGGUAUAACAAAUGGUAUUUGUCAUACCUGUCAUUUCUAUUUACUAGCGGAAGAAUUGUCUACAAUUCCAUUGAAUCUCAAAGCAAUCUACCAUGACCGUGCGCGUUUACAUGAUUUUUUCGGGUAUUUAUUCAUCUUCACGUUCUUCCUUAGUCGGAUAGUUUACGGAUCGAUUAUUUGUGGAUAUGCUUUCCGAGGCGCACCUACAUUUCUUCGCGCAGCUAUGAACGCAGGUGAUUAUUCAAGUUUUGUUAUUGGAAUAUUACAAGCCGGUCUAUGUUUACUGACACGAGUUUUGAAUGUUUAUUGGUCAAUGUUAAUCUUACACAAGGUUUGCUCGUCUUCGAAAUCAAAGAAGACAAAAGCAUCAUAG